Pungitius pungitius (ninespine stickleback) is the source of this 2890-nucleotide messenger RNA. Its product is annotated as hepatic lectin-like. Gene Ontology annotation, molecular function: D-mannose binding; fucose binding. Gene Ontology annotation, biological process: biological process involved in interspecies interaction between organisms. NCBI's taxonomy places the organism in Eukaryota, Metazoa, Chordata, Actinopteri, Perciformes, Gasterosteidae. The record is from RefSeq and is a predicted model, not a curated record. Gene Ontology annotation, cellular component: external side of plasma membrane. Bases 1302 to 1949 code for a protein of 215 amino acids. The transcript has 6 exons.
CAUAUUUUUUAUUUUAAAUACAUUGUUGUAUGUAUCAAUGUUAAAGACAAAAACUUCACUUUUACAUUUAUUUUUCAAAAUGAUUUGUUUUUGAUGUGUUUUCCCUCUUUUGGUCCCUGUCUUUGGCAAGAGUGACCUGAUAUUCUCCCCAAUUCAACAAAUUCAGAUGAAGUCAAAAAGGGGAAGAAACAGACAGCUGAAAGAAAACAUCUGACUCACACUUAAACUAAUUUUAGGAAAUCAUUACAUUUUGACAGAUACUAUAUUAUUUUAUACAAUAUAUUGCAAUUAACUUUCAUCAAAUCUCUCUGAGCUAACUAGAAAACUGAGAGUGCAUUUAACUUAGAAAAGAGAAGUGUGAACGCACGGCGCGUGCAGGAAAUCAUGCAUUUUCCUGGUUAUGGGUUGUUUGCACAUCUGUCCGCAGCUGAAAGCGUUUACCCGAGAAAGCCACAGAAUAUCAGGUCAGAUGAAACGGUUAAACAGUUGUUGCCACUAUGUGUUUCUAAACUGAUCGAUAACUGAGACCGAUAGAGAUAUAGAGCUUCAGCUUCAUAUUGUAUACAACAGCUUGAUUGAUAUUUUGUAAGGGAUAUUUCGCUCUGUUGCGCCACACUUCUGCUUUGUGUGAAGAAACCGAUUUGGUUCCAUGGUGGGCAGCGAUGUUGAAAGUUUGGAUUUGUCACCUCAAGCUCUGCCUGUGACAACAUUUGGUGUUUCAACAUUGCACCUAAUGUUGUGACUCUGCGUCUAAAUGCCUCACAGUGGCCCAGAGGUCUCAUCUACAUAGAGGACAUGAAUUAUUAGAGUACACAUGACUGUCCUUCCACCUGGUUUUCAGAUUUUACAUUGGAAUGUGACUUAUAAAUCCUUCAUUUCUCUUGUAUGACCUGUUGGGGAACAUUUGAAGAAUGAAAGGUUUUGGCUUCAAAAUUUCUCAGAUGUAGUUUGUAUUUAAUUACAUUCAAUUAUUAACAAAUUGAACUGACUGCUCAUAAAGUAUCAGCAGUAAUGUCUGAUUACUAAAAGAGAUGUUUGUAAAUCUGGAUAAAACAACAAAUCUGCGUCUGCAAAAAACAAUUUGACAGAGAGAAAACUUAAAGAAAUUGAGGCCGCUUUGAACUUUAACAGCUCAUUUUGGUUUGAGGAGCAGUCAAAAAAAAGAAGCUGUUUGAGUGAAAGGAAAAUAAGGAAGAACCAAAACUUGUAAAAAAAAUAAAAAAGUAAAAGAAGAAGUAGAUUACACAUCAGUGUCUUAGUUUCAAAAAUGCAUCCAGCACCUCCCCAGUCAGCUUGUAAAAAUGGCCAGGUUUGUGCGCAACAAGGACUCUGGGAUUACCAGGAACUAUGUGAAUCUACCUGAGCCAAAGAGUGAUGCCCAACAGCCUGAUGGAGGGACUGCUGCAGUGUCUGGGAGGAAACUCUAUCAGGUGGCCGCUGUGAGCUUCGGACUCCUUUGUAUCCUACAAGCUGCUCUCAACAUUUCCCUGCGUCUUGCUCUCUUCAUAGAUGCGAGACACACAAAUCUCACAGAGGAGACUGACUUGCUGAGGAGAGAACUGCUUCCCUUUGAUCGCUAUUUCCAAGACGGCUGGGUGUAUGUACGUCCCAGUUUCUAUUACAUUUCUUCUUCCGAGAAGAAAUCCUGGCAAGAGAGCAGGAAUGACUGUCUGCAAAGAGGUGCAGACCUGGUGAUCAUCAACAGCAAAAAUGAGCAGGAUUUCACGAGAAAGUUUCGGUUGGAAGUCAUAUGGAUUGGACUGACGACUGGAAAUACCAAUGACUCUUGGAUAUGGGUGGAUGGCACUCCACUGGAGACAAGCUACUGGUCUACUGGGGAGCCAAAUAAUUUUCGAGGAAACGAAAGCUGUGCAGAAACAAGAUUCCGCUGGAAUGAUAGAAAUUGUGUUCGUGAAAACCACUGGAUCUGUGAAAAGAUGAUAGCUUAAUAACUCAGUGCUUGACAAAAAUCCCCUUAUCUGAAUAAACAAACAUUUGACUGUGCCGUGGCUUUUAAUGGAGAGAUAAUGUAAUGAAUUAAGAGGUAGGAAAAUGUUUUGGGGAUCUUCUGUCUACAUCGCAUCCAGUCCACAACUCACAUUUCAUCAGAGCGAUAUGUGUGUGUGUGUGUUUGUUUGUUUGUUUGUCAUAUUUGCUAUACCUGUAUCCAGUGGCAAUUUGUCAUAGUUACCUACCUCCAAGUGAUACACAACUGAAUGUAAUAUCCUGUUCAUACUCACCCUUUUGAGGUAGCCAUGUUCUCCUUUUCUGUCUGGAGUAUGUUGCAAAAUCAAUAUAAAGAUUUAUAUAAGAGGUAGGAAUUGUACCUGACACAUUUGUUGCACUGUCUUGACGCUACAUAGUGACUAAACUGCAAAUGAAAAGCAGCACUCCAAUGAUUUGACCAUUGUCAACCAACCUUGUCUUCUUGUCUCAACAUACAGCGGGUGAAAUAAGUAUUGAACCCGUCACCAUUUUUCUCAGUAAAAAUAUUUCCAAAGGAGCUACUGACACGAAGUUUUCACCAGAUGUUGGUAACAACCCAAGUAAUACAUACAUGCAAAGAAACCAAAACAAAGAAGUUCAGAAAUAAAGGUAUGUGUAACAAUGUGAAAUGACACAGUGUGACAUGUUCAAUACUUAUUUCGGCCGCUGUAUUCCCUUAUGUCUAAAAAAAAACCUGUUAGCCAGCUCACAGCGUUGUUUAAUGGUGGUGCUGUAUUUUACUGAAUCAUCACAGUGGCGUAUUUGUGUGCAAGUUAAACAAUGCAAGGAACAACCUGAGUCUUUCCAAUGUACUUGUGGGGUCAAUAACAGUUGAGCUUGAUGUAUGUUGGACACCACCAGAAUAUCCAAUGGGUUGAUUAAUUAAUAAACCAAUGUAUUCAUG